Molecule: messenger RNA, 2442 nt
Organism: Cyclospora cayetanensis
Lineage: Eukaryota; Apicomplexa; Conoidasida; Eucoccidiorida; Eimeriidae
Exons: 7
Coding region: 1-2442 (813 amino acids)
Biological process (GO): regulation of transcription by RNA polymerase II
Cellular component (GO): nucleus
Molecular function (GO): transcription cis-regulatory region binding
Source: RefSeq, a predicted model, not a curated record
AUGGCACUCAAGGGAACUCUUCGAGCAAAGCAGGGAAAGAUUUUUCUCCUCCGGGUGCAGGAAGAUUGCUGGUGUUGCGCGCGCCCAUCCCUCGGCGCCAAGACACAAUUUGGACAAGAAUCCGUGUCGGAAGGCCAUAUUCAUGAGGGUCCCCCUUGCCCCCUAACCAGCGGCAGCAACAACAACCCCACGGGCAUCACGGAUACGCGCUUUCUUUUAGAGUACUUGUAUCCGGAAGAAUGCACAGCAGCUCGUCCUGCAGUCGCCAUCGCAGGAGGAGGCGCAGCAGGAGGCGCAACGCCACGCACGAGUUUUGUGUCUGUGAAAACUUCUCCCGCCGUUUCGCAAGUUCGAAGAUGCAAUCAGGUUACUUUGUGGCGUGCUCGAGGCAGCUGCUCUUCAGAUGCGGAGGGUGCAGUAAAGGCGGCUGCAUUUGAAGAGGCAUCAGCAGCAUCCAAGGAAGUCGCCGAGGAAGCGGCAGGAGCUUCCCCGGCAGACAGCCAAAGCGGGGGGUUCGAUGCUGCACGCAGUAGCAGCAGUAGCAGCAGUAUUGGCAGCUUCAAGAGGAGAUAUAGGAGCGCCAGAGCAGCAACAGCAGCUACUGUGGCGAGGAGGCGGCAGGAGCUGCUGCUGAAGGGAGGUUGCAACAGCUGGUCAGAACAGAUGCAUGCUGAUUUCUUCUUCCAAUCUUUUCCCCUUGAAGACGAGCAUAUGCGUCUCCUCCCUGCUGACGCUUUAUCCCUCGUCGGCUGUGUGCUGCCUCUGCCGUUCCCUUCCGUAAACUGCCUAACUGUGGGGGGAGGGCAUACUUCAGCAGUGUCGGGAGCCAUGCAGUCGCUGCAGCUGCCGCUGCAAAAGCGUCCCCUUACCACGUGUCUUUUGCAGAGCACAGCCUUGCGAGCUGCUGCUUCUGAAGGUGCUUUUUCUGGCAGCGAUGCUGGCAGCUCUGGAAAUGAGGCUUUUUGGAUGUCGCAGUGCAGCUGGCGAGUCGAGGCUUCUCCAAGCCUCGACAGCAGCAGCUGCUGCUGCGCGUUGCUCGAGCAGUUGGGGGAGAAGGGUGGAUUGGGAUUUCACACCGAUGGUGGACUGCAUCGAGACAUGCUCAGCAGCCUCCAGCUCAUUUCCUUGGUGCUGCCCGCUCAUCUGCAGCAGCAAGUUUCACGGCUGCUGCUACAGCUAGCUGCCUGCUCGCGAGCACUUCUGCAGCAGGCAGGCGCUGUCGAGGCUGAGCUGCUGCUGCGGCAGCAGCAGCAGCAGCUCGUUGCCAGGCAGCAGCGUCGAUCCACUGGCAGCAGCCUGAGCGGCAGCGGAAGACGGCUGUGGGGUAGGAAGCGAGGCAUGGGGUGUGGGAGCAGCCGCAGCUGCAGCUGUACGUACUGUUACGUGGACAGCCGUGCAGUGGGUGUGGAGGAAGUGGAGAGUAGUGAGACUGAAGAGGUUCUUGCUUGUCUGGCAUCUGCCGUUGGAGGGGAGGUUCCCGCAGAGAAUGCAGGGGAGUCGCAUGCGCCAGUGCCUGCGUUGCCGUCGAAAAACGGAGCAGCAGCAGCUCAAGAUCAGAGAGAGUCGGCGGAGCUGUCGGCAACAGGCACAGCCACAGCUCUACUGGCAGUGUCGUCAGAAAAAACGGCAAAAGCGCAGCCACUGGAUGAGGAGGAGGGAGAUGAGUGGGAGCUCGAGAAGGCAUUCGAGGAGGCUAUGGAGAGCGGCGAGGCAGAAAAUGCAGCUCAGCAGCAAAGGCAGGCUUCCGUGUCGCAUGCUGCAGGGGAUCUAGAUCAGGAGUUUGAGUUCGACGAUGUCGACGUGGACGAUCCUCAGGGAGCUGCCGCCAGCGGCGCUGCAGCAGCUGCAGCAGCAGCAGCUGCAGCUGUUGUUGGUGUGGCUGCCUCGCACUCCCAGCAGCAGCAGCAGACGCAGCAGCUGCAUGGCGUAAGAUCGUUGAGUGCCGUUGCUGCAGAGGGAAUCGCUGCUGCCUCCUCGGGGGGGGGCGGGGGGAGCCUCAGCGGGGUGCCUCGUGCUGCUGUUUCGAGGAGCGAUGAAGCGGUCUUUGCCGCUGCUGCCGCUGUCUUCGCCGCUGAGGAUGCGUUCGUUCAAAGCGUGCUGUGGGGGGAAAUCCCAGGCAGCAGCAGCUUCUCGCUCGCGAAAGGCUUUGCCGCCUUGGCGUGGAGAGAGACAGAUCCUCCUGCCUGCAAGGCAGAAAGGCCUCAUAGAGCAAGAGCAGCAAGAGCAGCAGCAGCAGGAGCAGCAGCAGCAAGAGCAGCAGCAGCAGCGACAGCAGCAGACGCACACCGUCGUCUCCCCUCCUCCGCUCACCACACCGAGCAGCAACACGAACAAGCGGCAGCCGCUGCAGCAGCAGCGCAUGCAGCCGAUGAAGCCGCUGCUCAUCGCAAAGACCUUCUGGCGGCUCUCGAGAAGGCUGCCUCUACUGCCGCUGCAAUGUGA